GGGGCGGGGCUCCGAGACUCCGCCCAGCAGCCAGCUUUCCGGUCUUGGUCCAGGCCUCAGCCUCGGACCAGGCCUGGGCUCCGUGUGACCUCCCGGGCCCCAUGCACCUACGUGCCAUGGACCCGGCGGCGGCAGCGCAGGUGAGCGAGGCGGUGGCGACGAAGAUGCUCCAGUACCGACAAGACGCGUCCGGCUGGAAGAGUUGCCGGGGAGGCCAUGGAGUUUCAGUUUCCUGGAGGCCAUCCGUGGAGUUUGCAGGGAGCCUGUACCGAGGAGAUGGAAUUGUGUGUGGUACCCCAGAGGAGGUGUGGGACUGUGUAAAGCCAGCUGCCGGGGGCUUGCGAGAGAAAUGGGAUGAGAAUGUGACCAGUUUUGAAAUUAUCGAAAGCAUCACCAACACACUGUGCGUGAGCAGGACCUCUACCCCUUCAGCUGCCAUGAAGCUCAUUUCUCCCAGGGACUUUGUGGACUUGGUGCUGGUCAAGAAAUACGAGGAUGGCACCAUCAGCUCCAAUGCUACCCAUGUGGAACAUGCACUCUGUCCCCCGAAGCCAGGAUUCGUGAGAGGAUUUAACCAUCCAUGCGGGUGCUUCUGUGAACCUCUUCCAGGGGAGCCCGGCAAGACCAGGCUGGUCACGUUCUUCCAGACGGACCUUAGCGGCUACCUGCCGAAGAGUGUGGUGGAUGCCUUCUUCCCGCGCAGCAUGGCCGGCUUUUAUGCCAACCUUCAGAAAGCAGUGAAGCAGUUCCACAACUGAGCUCUCAUGUGACAGCUGAUGGAGAUCAGCCGUGAUGCAUGAGGAGCCCCAAUUUCUGGGAGAGCCUGAAGGCUGGCUUCUGCUCUUCAGGUCACCACGAUGGGCAGCGAGUCUCUAGGAGUGCCAGCCAGGGCAGCAGCUGCCCCUCCUUCCUCUCAGGGCUGGUGUGGGGAAGCUGUUCACUGCUCCAGCUCUACCUGGGGUCCAAACGCACUGCCUGGUGGACCCUGGCUACUGGCCACCCGACAGAGACUCCGCUUGUUACUUGGUGAUGCCCUGUGGUCCAGAGGCCACGUGCCAUGUUUGUCCUCAGCUGAUAAUGAUCACAGUGUCUGGCACCAUGUCAGCACCUGUAGCUUCCCACCCUGUGCUGCCAACUCUGACUCUGGUGUAUGUGUUUAACACUGCACAAGAUUCCCCACUAAAUGUCAUCCUGGGAAAUAAUGAUUUAAACAGUGGAAUAAGCCUCAAGGGACAAUACUUCACUGAGCCUUUG
This is a messenger RNA of Heterocephalus glaber (naked mole-rat), 1254 nucleotides long. It is a transcript of the gene Stard5, whose product is annotated as StAR related lipid transfer domain containing 5. Gene Ontology annotation, molecular function: cholesterol binding; cholesterol transfer activity. Lineage: Eukaryota; Metazoa; Chordata; Mammalia; Rodentia; Bathyergidae. Gene Ontology annotation, biological process: cholesterol import. The record is from RefSeq and is a predicted model, not a curated record.